AUGUUAAAUUUAAUUUUCAUUCUUGUUUCAGGAAUUCAUUCUGAAGAACCAGAAGUUUGUUAUAAAUUAGAGGGUCAUUUAUGUGUUAAUAAUCAGAUAGUUGAUAUGACCUUUGUACCCUUAGAUUCAAUUAUAGGUUUAUGGAGAUUUGACAAGAAUUAGAUGGAUGAUAGUCAAUUGUUAAAUCAUAUCUCUUAACCUUGUGAGCUUGGUCCAGGUAGAGGAGCUGUUGGCAAUUCUGCCUAUUAUAGUGGAGAAUAAUAUUCAAUAAUUCCACAUCAUGAUUAAUAUCAUGAGAUAGUCACAAUUUCCAUGUGGAUAUAUCCAUUGUCUUCAUAAUAGUCAUUUACUACAAUUUUACGUAAAGCUUUAAAAUCUACUGAAUACACUCCGACAAUUUUAUUGUGGCCAUUUCAUGAUGAAGCUAAUGUUGGAGGAGGACAGAUUGAAGUGAUAGUUAGUACAUCUUAUGAUAAAGAGAAUCUUCGUAGUAAGGGUAGUGUAACAGGUAGAAAGUGGAAUCAUUUAGCAAUUGUUUUAUAAGGUUUAAGUAUUGAUUUAUAUAUAAACGGCAUUCAUGACAAUGUAUUGUCUUUGAAAGCCAGACCAUUAAAGAAUGAAGGACCCUUCUAUGUAGGAGGAGAUCCCUGGUUCAACGGUCCUCUAUUAUAUUUAGAUGAUCUAACAUUCUNUACAAUGUUUCAAAAUAAUCAUCUAUGA
Paramecium primaurelia is the source of this 720-nucleotide messenger RNA. NCBI's taxonomy places the organism in Eukaryota, Ciliophora, Oligohymenophorea, Peniculida, Parameciidae. The record is from the annotation of a GenBank genome assembly.